GAGAGUACAUUGGUCCCGUAUCCCUCUCGUGUCACACCACAACACUCCGUGUCAGAGGAUAUGCCCCAGGUGGACAGAGCCAUUGAGCAGCAGGGCUAGACGGGAGACCCAGCCCCUAGUGGACCUAAUCCUCACAGUGUCCAGUCCUCCCUGACCACGCUGGUCCCACUGGCCAUCUAACUGGGCGGGCCAUGGAGCUGAGGACCAUUCCCUUGGGCACACGCAGAAGGGCCAGCUCUGCCUUCACUGACCCUCUGUACGAUAACUGCCUGUCCCACUCAGAGAGCAGCGACCUCGGGGUGACCAGCGCUCUCCCUGCCCCGGUCACCGUCCUUCCUGCCGCGGUUCCCACGCUCCGAGGGAGAGAGGAUGGCAGCGGUCCAAGCGGCCCAGGAAGCAGUGGAUGGGCCACGGGGGGACAGGGCUGGCCAAAGCUGGCCGCUGAGGACCAUGACACUGUUAGCUGUGGCAGUACACACGAGAGCAUCCUCUCCCUCUACGACAACCUGGAACUGCCCAGGAGCCCCACGGAGGACAGCCUGGACACGGACCGCAGCGAGAGCGCGUCGGAGCUCUCGGAGCCCAAGGACUGGACAGACUUCACAUGGAGGACAGAGAACAGAUGGAUGUCCUCUUGUGAGAGUCUGGAGGACAAAAGCCGAGGAGCAAAAGGCCAGCCCAACAAGAGAAGCGGUUGCAAACCCGACCCCUUUCUUUUCACGGCAGUGGAGUCCAGGCCAAAAAUCUUAAAGGUUCCACACCCGUUCUCCAGCACAGAACCUCAGACGCAACCUUUUGUCAGAGACAUUGCUGGAGACGUCUUACAUCAAGGCACUAGAGACCUCCACGCUCCGCUCUCUCUAAAUCUGCCGCUGGUCCCAACCCCUUACCCCUCUUCCUUACCUGCGGCUCUUCCACCAUCAACCAGCCACCCUGAGGUCCACGUGGUCCAGCAGUCCAGCCAGCCGUCCAGCACAAUGACCGUGCUUCUCACCAGCAUCAAGCAGCAGAUAGCCCGACAGAGGGACGAGUAUGAAAGCCAAAUAAGGAGGCUGGAGCAGCGGAACGAGGCGCUGGAGGCGGAGGUGCUGGGGCUGAGGGCCAACCUGGAGCAGCAGCGCCGCUGGUACCGCGCCGUGGAGCUGCGGCUGUGUGAGGUGGAGCGGGCGCGGGCCGACGCCGACCGCCGCAACAGCGAGCUCCAGAGCCAGAUGGAGCAGUUCUUCGACGCCUUCGGCGAGCUCACCAACGAGGCCAAGAAAACCGAGCGCAUCGUGCAGGGUUUCUGACACAUGACAGUGACACCCAGAAAAUACUACUCUCAUGUACACUGGUGUUGAUACCAGUUCUAAGCAGAGGUAACAGUCAUCUGGUUUUAGGUGGUAUGAGAAAGGUAAUUCCCAAGUUUAUGUUUUUAGGUCCCAGGGUUUCCUUUGGUAACUGCUACCAUUACUGUAAGAGUGCAAUAACCUGCCAAUAUUGUCAAAAGUUGAAAUUUCAAUUAAAAGUAACUCAUAAAUGAAUAAUUGCUUUCCAUGUUUCCAUUUUGAAUUAAGAUUUUUCUCCAUUUAAUUAAAAACAAAUUUCCUGGA
Molecule: messenger RNA, 1592 nt
Organism: Sardina pilchardus (European sardine)
Lineage: Eukaryota; Metazoa; Chordata; Actinopteri; Clupeiformes; Clupeidae
Product: rho GTPase-activating protein 25-like
Exons: 2
Coding region: 192-1289 (365 amino acids)
Source: RefSeq, a predicted model, not a curated record